This is a messenger RNA of Fomitiporia mediterranea MF3/22, 369 nucleotides long. RefSeq lists its product as uncharacterized. NCBI's taxonomy places the organism in Eukaryota, Fungi, Basidiomycota, Agaricomycetes, Hymenochaetales, Hymenochaetaceae. The coding region runs from base 1 to 369 and encodes 122 amino acids. The record is from RefSeq and is a predicted model, not a curated record. The transcript is spliced from 4 exons.
AUGUAUAUGCGCGCAUCCUCUCCUGCACCUGUCAUAAUUCCGACGAUUGAGCUAAUGACUUAUUUCGAGAAUAGUCCGGGAGCGUGUGGAAUACCGAUUUCGAACGAAAAACUCGUGGGUCUUGUGCAAAUCUCACUUAAUAAAGACUACUUUGGGAGUGGGUCGAAGAAUCCUCACUGCAAUAAGAAUAUUAUUAUAAAAGUAGGCGGCAAGACGGCCAAAGGAGUACUUGCCGACAAGUGUAUGACCUGCUUUGACGCUGACCUGACACCAGCUUUGUAUGCCGCUGUGGCGCCUGAUGGCACAAACACUGAUCCACAAAAAGGUCCUAUCCCAAAGUUGAACGGAUCAUGGACAUUUGACGAUUAG